Molecule: messenger RNA, 1204 nt
Organism: Octopus sinensis (East Asian common octopus)
Lineage: Eukaryota; Metazoa; Mollusca; Cephalopoda; Octopoda; Octopodidae
Product: WD repeat domain-containing protein 83
Exons: 7
Coding region: 101-1030 (309 amino acids)
Biological process (GO): mRNA splicing, via spliceosome
Cellular component (GO): catalytic step 2 spliceosome
Molecular function (GO): protein binding
Source: RefSeq, a predicted model, not a curated record
GGUCCCCUAUGAAGCCAGUGCGUGCGUUGCACUGUAAAAUGCUUGACAAAGAAACGUACAAACAUGAAUGUAGAUAUAUAGACGGGAGAAAGGGUGAACGAUGUCUUCUUCCUCAUUAAACACAUAUGUUGAUAAAUUGAAUGUUACGGUUGAUUGUAAACAAGGAGCUGUACGUAAUGUCAGAUUUAACUCUGAUGGAGAAUAUUGCAUAAGCUGUGGUAGUGACAAGACUUUAAAACUGUGGAACCCCUACCGACAGUUACAUUUGAAGACAUAUUCUGGCCAUGGUUACGAAGUCCUUGACGCCCACUCAGCCUGCGACAAUGCCACACUAUGUUCUGGUGGUAUGGACAAAUCGGUGAUCCUUUGGGAUGUGGCAACGGGGCAAGUGAAGAGGAAGUACAGAGGACAUGCAGGUACUGUCAGCUGUGUAAAGUUCAAUGAGGAGUCAACGGUUAUUUUAUCUGGUUCCGUCGAUGGAACCAUUUUCUGCUGGGAUUGUCGCAGCCGGAAGUCAGAACCUAUCCAGAAACUGAAAGAGGCCAAGGACAGCAUCACGUCACUGCAAGUGUCGGACCAUGAGAUUCUCUCCGGAUCGGCCGAUUCUUACAUCAGGCGCUACGACUUGCGGAUUGGCCGACUCACCUGUGACUACGUUGGAAAAACAAUCACCUGCGUGACCUUCACCAAAGACAGCCAGUGUGUCCUUGCGAGCUCCCUUGAUGGUCUCUUACGACUUUUCGAUAAACAGACAGGAGAAUUAUUAAACGAGUACAGUGGACAUCGCAACUCUGAGUAUAAAAUUGAUAGCUGUCUUAACAAUACUGACAACUUAAUCCUAAGUGGAUCUGAGGACGGAAUUGUAUAUAUCUGGGAUCUUAUCAGUGCUGAGACGAAAGCCAAGCUGGAGCAUCCUGAUCAAAGACCUGUACAUUCACUCAGUCACCAUCCAUCUGAUGCUGUCCUCCUCACCGCAUCAGGAAGCAAGAUGUACAUGUGGGCAUCACGUUACCGCAACACUGAUGAUUGAUCCUAAUAACCCUGUCCCCUUAUCACCACUACCACCACCACCACCGCUACCCCUUCCGGCUUAGAUCCUAUUCGUCACUCCACCUCACCUCACCUCCCCAGUCUCCUCUUUGCCCUUCUUCUCCUUGCACUCUCUCAUCUCUCCCUUGUCUUCUUAUUUCUUUACUACCCACAA